Molecule: messenger RNA, 4646 nt
Organism: Astyanax mexicanus (Mexican tetra)
Lineage: Eukaryota; Metazoa; Chordata; Actinopteri; Characiformes; Acestrorhamphidae
Gene: fn3krp
Product: fructosamine 3 kinase related protein
Exons: 6
Coding region: 221-1099 (292 amino acids)
Source: RefSeq, a predicted model, not a curated record
AACCAUUGCCCAAAAGCAACAAACGAAAAAAAAUAGUACCAUAUUUUUCACACUAUAAGACGCACCAUUAAUGAACAUUUAUUUUCUGGUCUAUUUUUUUAAUACAUAAGACGCACUGGGUUGGUUAUAAGGCGCAUUAUGCGGUGACACUAGUAAGGAACAAAGGUGUCACCAUGUUUUUCUUCUAACUCAGCAGGUGUCAAUUAGCGGUUAGUGGCUAAUGCCGUCUGACAGCACUAUACUGAGGAACCCUGAGUGUUCUGGUAAGCCAAGGCGAUAUCAGCUAAAGGCUAGAAAAAUGUUUGAUGGAGAGAAAGCGAGCUUGGACGCCAUCCAGUCUACAAACACAAUCAAAGUCCCAAAGCCUGUGAAGGUUAUAGCUCUUGAAGGAGGUGGAUCUGUGUUCGUUAUGGAGCAUGUUGACAUGAGAUCCCUGAAUAGGUACUCCGCUCGAUUGGGGGAGCAGCUAGCUGACCUGCACCUUCAUAAUAAAAGACUGAAAGAGAAACAGAGCAAGGCUGAGCAGACUGUUGGAAAAGGCCAAUCUGAAGUUCCAAUCGUUGAGCAGUUUGGGUUCGACACCACAACAUGCUGUGGCUACCUCCCUCAGGUAAAUGACUGGCAGUCUGAUUGGGUGUCGUUUUACGCCCAGCAAAGGCUUCAGCACCAGCUUAGCUUAGUUGAAAAGUCAUACGGCGACAGAGAAGCCCGGGAACUAUGGGCCAGUCUUCAGGUAAAGCCUCUGGCUCUAGUCAACACAAUAAAGCUCCCCCAGCUGUUUGCUGGCAUCAAGGUGGAGCCAGCGCUGCUUCACGGAGACCUGUGGAGUGGUAACGUGGCCGAGUAUUCUGAUGGCCCAAUCAUCUUCGACCCGGCCUCGUUUUACGGCCAUUCAGAAUACGAGCUUGGCAUCGCGGGAAUGUUCGGCGGCUUCGGGAAACAGUUCUACAACGCCUACCAUGAGAAGAUCCCAAAAGCUCCAGGAUUUGAGAAGAGGAUUCAGCUCUACCAGCUCUUCCACUACCUUAACCACUGGAACCACUUUGGCAGUAGCUACAGGGGCUCAUCCCUGAGGAUCAUGAAAGAUCUUUCAAAAUAGAUAUGUCUUAAUUAUUCAGCAGUUUACUCUAAAGCUAAUUUAUGCUUCUGUGUCAAAUCUACACUAUAGUCUAUGCAUUUCUUAUGCCUAGCCACAAAACUGUUAAUGCAUUGGCUGCAAUAACAAUGGCAGGUGACAAGUUUCCCCCAAAUAUAAUAUACUGACAAAAGUAUACACUUUCCAUUAUCACUUGAAUUGCUUUUGGUGAUGUAAGGCUUGGAUGGAGCUGCUUAGCCAUGGAAACUCAUUCCAUGAAGCUCCUUGAAUCUUACCAGUGAUUUUAACGACUAUCUAGUCGCUGCUAUAUAUAAACUACAGGUAAAAUUGUCAUUAAAAAGCAACACUGAGUUUGUGAAAAUCAGUACAUCAAUCAGAAAACAAAAGAUUUAGAUACAAUACAACAUCGAUAUUUUCUCUCUAGGUGUCGUGUGGGUGUGUAUCAGCAUGGCUGGUUAGCAUGCUGGCAAAUCUAGCAAGUCUUUUUCAUGAUUAGAACCACACAGUUCAGACUAGAAAUUACAUUUUGGCAAAUUAAACACAAUCAUAGGAAUAGGAAUGAAUAGACAUUUGUCAAACAUAACGUAUAGAAAAGCUCCAAAAAAAAAAAAGUUAUAUGGAUAAGCAGAUGGAUAAUCUAAAUCUAUAUACAUUCAUGAGUAGGGAUAGGAGACAAUAUUAAAAGAUCAAUAUAUUAUAUGUUUUUUGAUUUAAAUAUAGAUGCUCUAAACUCCUUAAUUUGACUUACUAAAUUCACAGCUUCAUUACUCCAAGUGUAGAGGUCACCAGCUUUCUACAGUCAGUCACUACAGACCUACAGACCUUAAAACAUCAUGUAGCUUCUGAUUAGCUCAAGAACAUUAGAGCGCAGAGAGCUUCAUGGGAAGGUUUUCCAUGGACGAGCAGCUCCAUUCAAUCAAAGAAAUAAGGUAAACCUGUGGUGAAGAAUAUUGGUUGUCAAAUUCUGUGAAACUGACACCAAUACAUUUGAUUAUUUAGUAGUAUUUUAUCCUUUUUAGUAAAACAGAUGCCAUAAAGUAUUGUAGAGAGUUGUCUUGUGAUAUAUUAAGUAUCUCAGUAUUGCAGAAUCACGGUUACUGUGAAGAGCGUAUUAUGAUAAACAGGGGUGGGGAUCACAAGGCAUUCCACAAUUUGCUAUUACUAUGAGAGCUAUGGCAUGUUUAGCACAGAAGGCAAAAACGCAUCAGAGUCAGUGUGAAGGUUCCACUUUGUUAACUGUUGGACCAUUUUUUUUUUAAAAUACAAAUGUUACUAUGCAUAGCAGCAAAGCUGACUGCAGCAAUUGGUCAACUGAGCACUGAAUUCCCACCUUAUCUGCAGAGUAGGGCUGCACAAUAUAUCGUUUAAGCAUAGUCAUUGUGAUGUGCCCAUGCGCAAUAGUCACAUCGCAGGACGUGCAAUGUAACUUCUCCUUGACACAAGAAGUAGAUACACAGCGCUGUCUCUGUGUUUGUGUGUGUGACAGACUGCUGCUGCCUGAGAAGCGUGAGGGGGAGCAGAAGUAAACACGAGGUAACCGCAUGGCCUCCAUCAACAUGGUUGGGCACAUGCUUGUAAAUGUGAGCACGUGUUGAAAGCUGUGCCCCAUUAGGCCAGCACAAUUUUGCGGUGCAAAUAUUUCCAGUUACAGCUGAAUUCACGCUUUUUAUCCCAGAAAAACCCUCUUUAUUUACAUUUUUUAAAAAGCCAUUUAAAUGCCUGAUUAAAAGGGCAGAUGCCUCGGGUUUUGAGUGCUCGGUGCUGACUCAGCUCUUGAUCAGUCCUGAUGCGAGACAGUGCGCGGGUGGGGGCGGGGCUGUAUCGUGACAUAUCGCCGAAAAAAGAACAAUUGCAAUGAAAAAUUUUUCCAAUAUCAUGCAGCCCUACUGUAGAGCAACGUGGAUGUCUACACACACAGACACACACACAGACACACAGACACAGACGCACACACACACAACAAUGCACAGAUGCAAACAUGUACAAAAGCCUAUGUCACUUACCCAGGCUAUGCUAUAAACUCUUGAUUCGACACAGAAGUAUAAAUUAGGUUUAACAGUCUGUGGUGGUGCUGAUGCUUUCCUGGCUGGCUGCUCUCCUAAUUUCUGAUUGCUCUAGACAUGUGGUGAAUUUUUGGAGAAAUGUCCAGCAGAUGUGUCACUUUGACUUGUUGCUUUGAGCAGCAUCUGAUUUUUUUUUUUUUUUUUUUUUAAAUAACCAUAUGAGCAGGAGAACACCACUAAGUUUCCACACACAGUUUAGCCCUGGUGUCCACUGGGUCUUUAAGGAAACAGAUGCAGUGUUAACAAGAACAUUUACUUCUAACUGCAGGUUUCUGAGGCUGCAUGCCAGAUCAUACAGUGUGUAACAGUUUUAAACCGCCAAGCUGACAGCAUGAGAUUCCAUCUGCUUCACUGACAACUACAGUCUUAACUGUCUGUACAUUUAGACUCGUCAUGUUCAUUUACAAAAGUGAAGGAAAAUAAUUAAAUUAAACAGAGAAUAUAACAUACAGUACUGUGCAAAAGUCUUUAACUAUCUGAGAAAAUAACUAGCCACGGUUUUACUGUUCAACAAGAGAAAUACAAAAACAGUGUAUCAAACAAAUUGAUAUUAAUUGAUAUUAAUUAAAUGAUAUUAAUAUGUAAUAUAUUAUAAAUAUAUCAAAGAAUAUUUAUUAUAGGUUGAGUUUUUGUAAGAAUACCAAAAGUAAUCCCACAUGGCCAUUUUCUAGCCUUUUAUAGAUAUAGUAAGACUGAUGUGUAAAUGUCUUUCAUCUUGAUUGGCUGCCCGUGUUAUGCAAAUGUGAUUUAAAAUCACAGCCCAGGCCCAGUUUAUAAGUUAUAUAGGAUUAAAAUUGAAUCGAUAAAAUGAAAAUUGAUAAAAUGAAAAUUUUGAAAUGAAAUUAAGUAUUUUGGUUUGUUUAACACUUUUAAGUUACUACAUGAUUCCUUAUGUGUUUUUAAUAGUCUGAAUGACUUCAGUAUUAAUUUAUAAUGUAGAAAAAACAUAAAAAACAUUGAAUGAGAAUGUGCCUAAAUGUAUGGCUGGUGUUUUAUUAUAAAUAAUUAAAUUCACAAUGUUUAGCCUCUUAGUCAAACUUCCAUAUUUGGGCUGAGGAGAAAAUCCUUUAAAAAAAUAAUAAACAUUAAAAAAAAGUGUUUAAGGCUUUUGCACAGUGCUGUAGCUUUAAAAAAAAAGUCUAAAUUGAUGUGACUUGAAUUUUCAGAAAACAGAAGAACAUAAUUCCAAAAAGCACACUUUCCAUUCCUGUCCUGACAUUCCAUCAACUCUCAAUGACUGAAAAAUGACUCCAAUACAAAACCUUAAAGGUUGAACUUAAGCAUUAAUCAUUAGUGUGUGUGAGAGAGUGUAAAGCACCUUAUUAACCCUGACCCUACUGUGUAGUGGACUAAACAUCAGGCAUGUAUUCAUUUCCUCAGUUCCUCAUGGAAUCCAGUUUUUCUCUGGUUUAACAGAAAAGUCUUAAUCUCAGAGUGGACUUGUGUGGAAGUUUAUGCAAGUUAAUAAAGGUCAGCUCUGAAACCUG